CCCGGGGGCUGUUGGGCAGCUGACGAGCCCUCCCCUCCCGCUCCCUCCACUGCAGUUUGAUGUCCAGCCGUUUCUCCCCGCACAUGGUCCCACCGCCCACCCACGGGCUGCACCCUUCGGGCAUCCCACACCCGACCAUCGUCUCGCCCAUCGUGAAGCAGGAACCCACCCAGCCCAGCGUCAGCCCCGGAGGCAACUCGAAAUCCCCCGUCACUGUGAAGAAGGAGGAGGAGAAGAAACCCCACAUCAAGAAGCCGCUCAAUGCCUUCAUGUUGUACAUGAAGGAGAUGAGGGCCAAGGUGGUGGCCGAGUGCACGCUGAAGGAGAGCGCCGCCAUCAACCAGAUCCUGGGCAGACGGUGGCACUCGCUGUCGCGGGAAGAGCAGGCCAAGUACUACGAGCUCGCACGGAAAGAGCGGCAGCUGCACUCGCAGCUCUACCCCACGUGGUCGGCGCGGGACAACUAC
Molecule: messenger RNA, 467 nt
Organism: Balearica regulorum gibbericeps (East African grey crowned-crane)
Lineage: Eukaryota; Metazoa; Chordata; Aves; Gruiformes; Gruidae
Source: RefSeq, a predicted model, not a curated record